Messenger RNA from Capsicum annuum, 1518 nucleotides. RefSeq lists its product as uncharacterized. Lineage: Eukaryota; Viridiplantae; Streptophyta; Magnoliopsida; Solanales; Solanaceae. Bases 112 to 1290 code for a protein of 392 amino acids. The record is from RefSeq and is a predicted model, not a curated record. Gene Ontology annotation, molecular function: protein binding. The transcript has a single exon.
CAUUGCAACAAUAUAAGUUACAUUGCAGCUAAGUACAUUAAAGAAAAACGCAAAGAAAAAAAGAGAAAAACAAACAGACUGCUCUUGUUGCUAAGUUUUGAAGUAACGUUGAUGGAAAGUCAUCGGGAUUUGGCCACAAAAGCCAUAAGUUUUUGCUUACUUCCAUCAGAACUCAUCCAAUAUAUAAUCCUUCAGCUUGCCUUGCCGGAGAUUAUACAAUUGAAACUUGUCAACAAGUCUAUUUUCUCUAUUAUUUCUGAUCAGAAUUUCGUACGCAAUUACAAUAAUCAAUCAAGCUCUGCCACAUGGCUGUUCCUCUACAAGAAACGGUGGCGCUGUGAAGCCAUUCUCUACGGCUUCACAGAUUGUUCCAACCGGUGGUUCAACAUAUUGAUCGCUGAUUUGUUAAAACAAGUGGUUCCACCAGGUGAAGAUGUCUAUUUUUUGACUGCAAAUGCUAAUAUAUUCCUCUUCGCUUUGAAUAAUAGGCAAGAAGUCAUGUCAGUUGAUAUUAUGACUAGGAUGGUGAAAAAGAUCCCUCCAAGUCCGUUAGGUCCACGUGGUACAUCGUCAUGGCGAAGAUCUGGUAUGAAAUUACUGUCUUGCCCUUAUAAUUCCGAGCAUUUUAGAUUUUUGUUUGCUGAAUUACAUGAAAGUCAUCCAACUUUAUUUGAGUAUAAUUCAAGAGUUGAAAGAUGGCAAUUUACCCAAGCAAUAGAAGUUACCCAAGAGUUGGGAGAUGAUUUUAUUUUCCUAAGUGCAUCUAAUGGACGAAACGGAAGUGUUAUCAUAGGCGUGAGACCUGAUCAAAGCAACAGUAUUCCAGUUGUCAUCCGACCAACAUUCAUCACCCGAGGGAACGAGGAAGAUCGAUUAGCCAUUGGAUUUAGUUGGGGAAAUGCCAUCGAUAUAUUACACGUGUACGGUGAUGGAAACAUAAUGACUAUUAAAUCAGAUAAAGUGAAUAAGACAGUUAGAAAGAUAAAGAGAAUAGAGUUAUGGGGGUUGAGCACAAAUGGGAGGUAUUGGGAAUUCAUAUCAAUGGCACCAAAUGAGUUGAUUGUUGAUAAAAUAAGCAAGCCAUAUGGUGCUAUGAUAGGGUGUAUGCAAAAAACGCAAGGCAUAACAAGGGCAAUUUUGAUGACCAAUCUUGAGGGUACAUGGGAAACAAUUUGGUUAAGCUAUAACAAAAGGGACGACUACUGGGCGUGGCUUUCAUUACCUGAUUGCAACAUGAAGGGCUCCAACCUGGCUGGAGUCACAUUCUCCUCUGGUUUAACCUUGACCUAAGUGAUAUAUUCUCACAUUCAUAAUUGCAUCUUCAAUGUCAAUGUGUCAUAUCAUCAAAUAGUUAAACCAUACUGAAUCUGUAAAACGUUCAACCUACAUAAAUAUUUUCUUUAUUAGUUUUUGGCAAGCAAUGCACUGUGCGCACUGUAUCAAUGAACAUUGGUUUUUAAGCACCACCGAGAAUAAUAUUAAAAAAUAUGCUUAAAUAAUAUUCCCUCCAUUUCAAAA